Molecule: messenger RNA, 765 nt
Organism: Necator americanus (New World hookworm)
Lineage: Eukaryota; Metazoa; Nematoda; Chromadorea; Rhabditida; Ancylostomatidae
Exons: 6
Coding region: 1-765 (254 amino acids)
Cellular component (GO): mitochondrion; nucleoplasm
Molecular function (GO): cadherin binding
Source: RefSeq, a predicted model, not a curated record
AUGGGUCGCUCAAGAUCACGCUCCCCUCGCCGAGAUCGUGAUCGUAGGGAUCGCAGCGAGGAGCGAAAAAGGAAGGAGAAGAAGCGACGACGACGGGAUGGUUCCAGCGACACGUCUGAAACUCAUAAAUUGGGCAGUAUUCUACGCGAACGUUCACGUCGAAGUCGUAGCACCAGUAAAGAUAGGGACAGCUACCGGGAAAGGGAUCGAGAUAGGGACCGCGAGAAGCGGAGGCCCACGGUCUCUUCGGAAGUUGAGCGAGAGCUCAUGGGCUCAUUUGACAUCUCUAGUAUAUCAACGGAGGCUCGCGAAUGGCUUGAGGAAAGGAUUGCAGAACAGGUACUCGAGAGGGUAAAGAAAUUGGAGGAAGCUAUGACCGAAAGUCAAAAAAAGACGAGGGCCGAGGUUGAAGCGCGCCUCAGAGCUCAGAUUCUUGGCGAAAUGGAAGAAGAAAUGGCUUCUAUAAGAAAGAGAGAGGAAGCAUCGCGAGCGAAGUGUGCCGCCCUCGAGAAAGAACUAGAGGAAAAGGUUCGCCAAGCCGAUGAAAGCGAAAAAAGGUUUAACGAGGAGCGGCUUGCGAUGCUGGCAGAACGAAGUGCUCUCGAACGUGAACGCCAAGAGGUGGUGAGAGAAAAACAGGAACUUCUCAAGAAUGAACAACUCGCCAUAAUCAAUAAGGGUGGAACAGUGCGGCCUCCUAUAAAGGGAAUUAACGAUCCUUGCCCACAAAGGAAAGAACUCCAAACCGCUCUAGUCGCAAAUUAA